Molecule: messenger RNA, 4295 nt
Organism: Aspergillus alliaceus
Lineage: Eukaryota; Fungi; Ascomycota; Eurotiomycetes; Eurotiales; Aspergillaceae
Product: peroxidase/cytochrome P450 family protein
Exons: 13
Coding region: 1-4263 (1420 amino acids)
Biological process (GO): response to oxidative stress
Molecular function (GO): heme binding; monooxygenase activity; peroxidase activity
Source: RefSeq, a predicted model, not a curated record
AUGGGCUGGUUAAGCACCACGACUAAGUCGUCCUGGAACCCCUUCAGUACGGGCUCCUCGGGCUCAUCAUUAGCCAAAGCUAUCUUGCCCGGGUCUUCGUCGGGAAGCAGUGGCUCUUUGGCAUCGCUGGCCUUCGGUAACAAAGACCAAAAUUGGUUCCAAAGCCUCUUGGGCAAGUUUGGUUUUAACGGUGUUCUCGCUACUAUACUCAGCUUCUUUCUCUAUGCCUUGUAUUUGAAGUUCGUGAAAAAGGAUCAGAAAGGUGUGCGGGCCUUUAUCAAAAGCAAGGCUUCCCAGUAUCUCGGCAAGAUACCAGGUCUCAAGAAGCUCUCCUUCCUGAAAGGUCACCUGCCUUUGGGUAAGCUUCCAAAGUCUCUAGUUCCAAAGGCGACCGAGUCUGCGCUCGGAAGCAUCGCUGGUGGUAGCGGCAGCAUACUGUCAAAGCUCAAUCCUCUUAACUGGAAAAUUUCCAACAAGCGGAAGAUUGCUGAGGAGGAGGAUGAUAUGAAGUAUCAAGCAGGUGAACCAUAUGGAGAUCCUGAAGUCUUAGCUCCUACCCUGCGCGAUGAUCUGAAAGCUGUCGGACUCAAGGCAGGCGUUCAAGACCUGAAAGUGCUCUUGGAUGUCGUCAAGAAUAAGGGCAAGCCUAUUGAUGAUAGGGACCUAACUAUGGAAAAAUUGAUUGCUAUCGUCUCAUCCCUGCCUCGAAACUCCAAAGCGAGGGAGAAGUUGACCGGCGUGCUGAUUGAUACACUCUGGCAAAGUCUGCCCCAUCCGCCCAUGACUUACCUUGGUAACAAGUAUCAAUACCGUUCACCUGAUGGAAGCUUUAACAACCCUCUUCAACCGGAUUUGGGCAAGGCGGGUAGCCCCUAUGCCAGAAAUGUUCCAAAACUGAAGCAUAUGCAUGGUGUUCCGCCCGACCCUGGCCUUCUUUUUGACUUGCUCAUGGCUCGAAGCGAUGAAACUUUCAAGGAGAAUCCAGCUGGUCUUUCAUCCGUGCUUUUCUACCACGCAACUAUUAUUAUUCAUGAUAUUUUCCGGAGCAAUCGGUUUGAUCCCAAUAUCUCUGACACUUCUUCUUACCUUGACUUAGCCCCGUUGUACGGUUCCAGCCUAGAGGAUCAAUUGAAGGUUCGGUCCAUGGUCCACGGUUUACUCAAGCCAGACACCUUCAGCGAGAAACGACUCAUUGGAAUGCCCCCUGGUGUAAAUGCAAUUCUCGUGAUGUAUAACCGUUUCCACAACUACGUGGCCGAGAACCUGCUCAAGAUCAACGAAGGAGGACGGUUUACCUUGCCUCCAACCAAAACGGAGGAGGACAAAAAGAAGGCGCUCGCCAAGCAGGAUGAGGACUUAUUCCAGACUGCUCGCUUGGUUACUAAUGGUCUCUACGUUAACAUUUCUUUGCACGAUUAUAUUCGAGGCUUGGCGAAUGUUCAUCAUUCAUCGAGUGACUGGACACUUGAUCCUCGAGUUCAAAUUAAUAAGAUUUUUGAUUCUGAAGGCGUUCCCCGAGGGAUUGGCAACCAGGUGUCUGUCGAAUUUAAUCUCUUGUACCGUUUCCAUUCUAUCAUCUCUCGUCGCGAUGAGAAGUGGAUGAACGAGUUCUUUGCAACUAUCUUUGGUGAUAAGAAGGUCGACCAGCUUACUCCACAGGAAUUCAUCCAGGGACUGUAUCGCUUUGAACAGAGUAUUCCCGAGGACCCCAGCCAACGCGAAUUUGGCGGACUCAAGCGUGGUGAAAACGGCAAGUUCAGUGACGCAGAUUUGGUACAACUGAUGAAGGAAAGCAUGGAAGACCCUGCAGGUUGCUUUGGUGCCAGGAUGGUUCCCAAGGCCCUCCGCGUUAUCGAAAUUUUGGGUAUCAUUCAGGCAAGAAAGUGGCAACUGGCUUCUUUGAAUGAGACACGAGAUUUCUUCAAACUUAAGCGUCACGAGACUUUCGAAGAUGUUAAUUCGAAUCAUGAAAUCGCUGAUCUUCUGCGCAAGCUUUAUGAUGAUCCUGAUAUGGUUGAAAUGUAUCCAGGACUGUUCCUCGAAGAUAUCAAGCCGCGCAUGGAUCCUGGCCACGGCGGAUGCACACCGUACACUGUUGGAAGAGCUGUGUUUAGCGAUGCUGUCACGCUUGUUCGAUCGGAUCGGUUCCUCACUAUUGAUUACACGGCCUCGAAUCUUACCUGCUGGGGCUACAACGAAGUUCAACAGGAUUAUGACAUUCUUGGUGGCUCGAUGUUCCAUAAACUGUUCCAGCGCGCCCUUCCCAAUUGGUUCCCGUACAACUCGUUGCACAUCACCCAGCCUAUGUACACAAGAAAGAUGAACGAACAGAUUGCCCGGGAGAUCGGCACGAUCGAUGAGUACACUCUCGAUGACCCUUCUCCGCCCCCCAAGACUGUUAUUGUGACUAAACAUUCCACAAUCACCAAGCUCUCAAAGGACCAGGCCAAUUUCCGCGUGAUCUGGGCCAAGUAUCUGAAUGAGAUGAUCCCUGGUAGAGACCUCAGUGGCUACAUGUUGCUGGGCGACAAGCCGGCAAAUACUGCGCAGAAGGUUCUCGUGAAGGAAAUUCUCUACAGUCCUGCUGAGUUCGUGCAGUUGCUAUCUGAGACAGCGGUAUCCGUGGCCAAAGAGCAACUUGCCGCUGAGACCUUGAACUUGACACCGGAGUUGCAUCAAGUUGACAUUGUCCGAGACGUCGCCAUCCCUAUGUUGACUAGGAUUCUGGCCGAUCUUUUCUGUCUGGACCUUAAGACCUCUGAGAACCCGAACGGUACCUACAACAAUGCAGAGCUAUACAAAUAUAUCAUCGACGUGCGUAUAUUUGGCUUCAAUAAUGAUGACCCCGGAUUGGCUUUGCAACGCAGAAAAUGGGCCCGUGAAGGUGCAGAAUCUCUCACCCGAACCACAUUGAAGGUAGUGUCAAACUUGCCAGCUUCAGAGAAAUCUGCAAAGGGAAUUGUGAAGGGAGCCGUUUCUACAGCCAAGGGUAUUGCCUCGAAGAUCCCUCUCGUUGGCAAGCUCUUUGGAGAUGGUAAAGGCGUUGAAGAACAGUCGACGAGCGGCUCGCUGCGCUGGUACGGAUACAAUGUCGCCAAAGAAUUGAUCGCCUCGGGAAAGACUGCUGCAGAGGUCGCGGACAUCAGUUGGAUGAACGCUGUUGGCGGUGUCGGUGCGACUGUUGGAGUAUUUACCGAUGUCCUCAGCUAUUUCCUCCAGGCCGAGAACUCCCAGCACUGGGAAGAAAUUCAAAAGCUUGCUGCCGGCUCGGAUGUGGACUCUGCAAACAAGACGCUGCGGCAGUACGUCCUCGAGGCCCAACGCCUGACCAGCAGCCAACGAAGCAUCCGUCUCUGUGCGGGCAAGGCCGUGAUUGAUGGACAAAAAUUCGAACCUGGUAACCUGGUCGUCUGCUUGCUGGGUGCGGCAGGCAAAGACCCCGAUGUUGUCCCAGAUCCAGAAGCAUUCAAGCUUGACCGGCCAUCGAGCGCGUACAUUCACUUCAACGUCGGACCACACGAGUGUCUCGGACGAGAGAUUGCAUUGUCUUGCAUCACUUCUCUUCUCCGUGUCAGUGCUGGCCUGAAGAACCUCCGAGCAGCACCCGGUGAAAUGGGAAUUCUGAAGAGCAUCACCACUAAUACAGAUAAGCACUUCCUGAACGAUAGCUGGUCUUCUCUUACCGCCGAUCCAACCACCUGGAAAGUCCACUUCGAAGGCCACGGCCAGGGUAUCCACCAUCCCCCGAAGACCCCAGUCACCGCAGGCCGAGAUCUCAACGCCCUAUCCAAUGCCCUGAAGAAGCAGCAUCAGGAAAAGUUACAAGAAACCAUCUCCAAGGCCGCCAACGGUCUCACAGCUCCUUUAAAGGGACUCAUCCCAUCUAGCGGCGCCAGCAACGGUGCCUCCACCCCAGGCCAACUGCCGCUACCUACCAGCCCCUUCCAAAACGGCAAUGGCGUCGCAAACGGCAACGGAAACAGCCACCCGAACAUCCUUCAUCAAGCAGUCUCCUCGGCCGCAGCAAUCCCCCAGCACACCCUAAGCUCGGUCCAUGAUGUUACCCACCAUGCCGUCAGUCAUUUGCCGGGUGGCCAGCAGGUCACUGACUUCACUCACGGGUUAGCACACCCUUUCUCUGGAGCCGUGUCUCCUGGUCAAACUGCCACUCAGCCCCAACAGGGGAACUGGUUCUUUCUCCCACACGGGAUGGAAAAUGCUGCCAAGCAGGUUCCGGGACAUCUUUUUGGGCAGACAGCAUAAGUGGGUGAAGAUUUACUUUGCUGGACUUGAGC